CCCCUGGCCCCUCCUCCCUGCCCUUUGCCCUCCAGGCAGCAUCUGGACAGUCUCCGGCCAGCAGCAACACUCUCAUCAUGCUUCCUCGGGCUCACCGGCUGGUGCUUCUCUGCCUUCUGCUCCAGUUUCAGGGACCUCUAGAGGCUGUAGUGUUCAUAGCCCAGGAGGAAGCCCACAGUGUCCUACACAGGCAACGGCGUGCCUACGCGUUCAUGGAGGAGCUGUGGCCUGGCUCCCUGGAGAGAGAGUGCAAGGAGGAGCAGUGCUCCUUUGAGGAGGCCCUAGAGAUCUUCAAGAGCACUGAGAGGACCAAGCAGUUCUGGGCCGUGUACAUGGAUGGGAACCAGUGUGACUCGAAUCCAUGCCAGAAUGGGGGCACCUGCCAGGACCAUCUCCAGGCCUACAUCUGCUUCUGCCCCCUGGACUUUGAGGGCCGGAACUGUGAGAAGAACAAGAAUGAGCAGCUCAUCUGUGCAAAUGAAAAUGGCGGCUGUGAACAGUACUGCAGCGACUCUCUAGGGACCAAGCGUACCUGCCACUGUCAUGAGGACUAUGAGCUGCAGCCAGAUGAGGUGUCCUGCAAACCCAAAGUUGAGUACCCAUGUGGGAGAAUACCUGUUCUGGAAAAGAGAAAUUCCAGCAGCCCCCAAGGCCGGAUUGUGGGAGGCUAUGUGUGCCCCAAAGGGGAGUGUCCAUGGCAGGCUGUGCUGAAAACCAGUGGAUUAUUGCUGUGUGGGGCCAUCCUUCUGGACGCCAGUUGGAUAGUGACCGCAGCCCACUGCUUUGAUAAUAUCCGGAGCUCCAGGAACAUAACGGUGGUGAUGGGCGAGCAAGACUUCAGUGAGAAGGAUGGGACCGAGCAAGUACGGCGGGUGGUACAGAUCAUCAUCCCUGACAAGUACAUCCGAGGCAGGAUCGACCAUGACAUUGCCCUGCUGCGCCUCCACCGGCCUGUGACCUUCACUGACCACGUGGUGCCCCUGUGUCUGCCCGAGAGGGCCUUCUCUGAGAACACGCUCUCCAGAAUCCGCUUUUCAAGGGUCAGCGGCUGGGGCCAGCUGCUGGACCGCGGCGCCACAGCCCUGGAACUCAUGGCCAUUGAAGUGCCCCGGCUGAUGACCCAGGACUGCCUGGAGCUUUCGAAGCACAGUCCUAACACGCCCCAGAUCACAGAGAACAUGUUCUGUGCCGGCUACAUGGAUGGCACCAAGGACGCCUGCAAGGGGGACAGUGGUGGCCCACACGCCACCCACUAUCAGGGCACAUGGUACCUGACGGGGGUGGUCAGCUGGGGGGAGGGCUGUGCGGCUGUGGGCCACAUCGGCGUAUACACCAGGGUCUCCCGGUACACAGAAUGGCUGACGAGGCUUAUGGACUCCAAGCUCCAGGUUGGGGUUCAUCGAAUCCCUCUACUCUACCUGGUGAACGGCAGUGUCUUCCCUCCUGUGAACCUUGCCCCAUGCCUGUCACAGCAGCUUUCUGUCCUUGAGCACGCCAUGGGGAGCCUACUGCGACUCAGCCUGCUCUAUGUUGUCCUGGCCAGCCUCCUGCUACCUGGGAGAGGUGUGUUUAUUAACCAGGAGCGUGCCAACAAUGUGCUGACAAGGAUUCGGAGGGCAAACUCAUUUUUGGAAGAGAUGUUUAAGAAAGGAAAUCUGGAAAGAGAGUGUGUGGAAGAAAUGUGCGUUUAUGAAGAGGCGAAAGAAAUCUUCAAGGAUGUUACCAAGACAAAUGAAUUCUGGUACAAAUACAAAGAUGGCGACCAGUGUGAAAGCAGUCCUUGCCAGAAUCAGGGCCAGUGUCGCGAUGGCCUUCAGGAGUACACGUGCACCUGUGCAGAGGGAUUCGAAGGCAAAAACUGUGAAUUCUUUGUUCGGAGACUCUGCAGCCUAGACAAUGGAGACUGUGACCAGUUCUGCAACGAGGAGCAGAACUCGGUGGUGUGCUCCUGUGCCAGUGGUUACCUCCUGGCUGAUGAUGGCAAGUCCUGCAUCUCCACAGCACCCUUCCCCUGUGGAAAAGUCACUAUAGGACGCAGGAAGAGGGCUGUGGCCCAGAAUACCAGCAGCGUUGAGGCUGUCUCUGAAGACCUACUGGACUUAGAUAUCCUAUCCCCUACGGAGAAUCCUUAUGACCUACUCAACCUCAACGAGACACAGCCCAAGAAGGACGGAAGGGACCUUACUCGGAUUGUGGGCGGCAGAGAGUGUGAGGAUGGCGAGUGUCCCUGGCAGGCUCUGCUAAUCAAUGAAGACAACGAAGGGUUCUGUGGAGGCACCAUCUUGAAUGAGCUCUACAUCCUCACGGCGGCCCACUGUCUCCACCAAGCCAAGCGAUUCAAGGUGAGGGUAGGGGACCGGAACACGGAGAAAGAGGAAGGCAAUGAGAUGGUUCAUGAGGUGGAUGUGGUCAUAAAGCACAACAGGUUUGUGAAGGAGACCUAUGACUUUGACAUCGCGGUGCUCAAGCUCAAGACCCCCAUCACAUUCCGCAUGAAUGUGGCCCCUGCCUGCCUGCCUCAGAAAGACUGGGCCGAGGCCACGCUGAUGACACAAAAGACGGGCAUCGUGAGCGGGUUUGGCCGUACGCAUGAGAAGGGCCGCCAGUCACACAUCUUGAAGAUGCUGGAGGUGCCCUAUGUGGACCGCAACACCUGCAAGCUCUCCAGCAGCUUCACCAUCACACAGAACAUGUUCUGUGCAGGCUAUGAUGCCAAGCUGGAGGAUGCCUGCCAGGGGGACAGCGGGGGUCCCCAUGUCACCCGGUUCAAAGACACCUACUUUGUGACCGGCAUUGUCAGCUGGGGAGAAGGGUGUGCGAGGAAAGGGAAAUACGGGAUCUACACGAAGGUCACAGCCUUCCUCAAGUGGAUUGACAGGUCCAUGAAAGCCAAGGCACUGCCCACAGCUCAGACCCCAAGGUCCCCGAGUCCUCCUCAUUAAAACAAUCAUUCUCUCAA
Meriones unguiculatus (Mongolian gerbil) is the source of this 2959-nucleotide messenger RNA. Its product is annotated as coagulation factor X-like. Gene Ontology annotation, cellular component: extracellular region. Lineage: Eukaryota; Metazoa; Chordata; Mammalia; Rodentia; Muridae. Gene Ontology annotation, molecular function: serine-type endopeptidase activity; calcium ion binding. The record is from RefSeq and is a predicted model, not a curated record. Bases 78 to 2942 code for a protein of 954 amino acids. Gene Ontology annotation, biological process: blood coagulation; proteolysis. The transcript is spliced from 17 exons.